Solanum pennellii is the source of this 1697-nucleotide messenger RNA. Its product is annotated as probable pectate lyase 5. Gene Ontology annotation, molecular function: pectate lyase activity. The coding region runs from base 100 to 1584 and encodes 494 amino acids. The record is from RefSeq and is a predicted model, not a curated record. The transcript is spliced from 5 exons. Lineage: Eukaryota; Viridiplantae; Streptophyta; Magnoliopsida; Solanales; Solanaceae.
UUUCCCAAGUUUCCUUAGAGAGCAUUGAACAAGAAGAAUCAUCAUAACAAAAUUAGUAAUACAAGAUUUCAAGAAUACAUACAACUUCAUCAAUCAAAAAUGAUUUCAUUAACUUUCAUUCUCUCAUUUUUCUUCUUCUUAAUCUUGUCAUUUUCUUCACUAAUUACAUCUACUUCCAAUAAUCUUACACUUUCUCAUCAGCACCCUUUUCCUGAAUCUGUUGUUCAACAAGUAAACAGGAGGAUCAAUGAAUCCAUUUCAAGAAGGCAAAUAUCUGAUACAACGGUAAUAAAUUACCAAUGUCUAACGGGCAAUCCGAUCGACGACUGCUGGCGGUGCGACCCGAACUGGGUCGACAACCGCCAGCAGCUAGCGGAUUGCGCCAUCGGGUUCGGUCACGGUGCAGUCGGAGGGAAAGGUGGCCGGUAUUACCUGGUUAGCGAUCCCUCCGACUAUGACACCGUGAACCCUACCCCUGGAACCCUCCGGCACGCGGUGAUCCAGGAUGAGCCUCUCUGGAUCACCUUCGCCGGAGACAUGAUCAUAAGACUCAAACACGAGCUUAUGAUCAAUAAUUACAAGACGAUAGAUGGACGUGGCGCGAACGUCCACGUCACGGGUGGUGGAUGUAUCACAUUACAAUAUGUUACAAAUGUUAUUAUACAUAAUAUACAUGUAUACAAUUGUAUACCAUCAGGUAAUAGUAACAUAAGACAAAGUACAACACAAGUUGGAUGGAGAGGAAUGUCAGAUGGUGAUGGAAUAUCAAUUUAUAGUUCAAGAAAUAUAUGGAUUGAUCAUUGUGCUUUGUCUCAUUGUACUGAUGGCUUAAUUGAUGCUAUCAUGGGAUCAACAGCUAUAACUAUAUCUAAUAGCUAUUUCACACACCAUGACAAAGUUAUGCUUUUAGGGCACGACGAUCGAUACGUACCCGAUGUUGGUAUGCAGGUGACAAUAGCAUUUAAUCAUUUUGGAGAAGGAUUAGUACAAAGAAUGCCAAGAUGUAGAAGAGGAUAUAUACAUGUAGUAAACAAUGAUUUUACUGAAUGGCAAAUGUAUGCAAUUGGUGGAAGUGCUAAUCCUACAAUUAAUAGCCAAGGCAAUCGUUUUACUGCACCAGAAGAUCCAAAUGCCAAAGAGGUGACGAAGCGUGUGGACGUGGACGAGAGGGAUUGGACAGAGUGGAACUGGAGGACAGAAGGGGAUGAAAUGGUAAAUGGAGCAUAUUUUGUUCCUUCAGGUGAUGGAAUUAGCAACCAAUAUGCUUUGGCAUCAAGCAUGGAGCCUAAAUCUGCAUUUCUCAUUGAGCAACUCACUAUGAAUGCUGGUGUUAUUGGUGUCCCCAGGGAUACCACUGUGGCCAUGUCAUUUGGUGGGAGAACCAGAACAACCAUUGCCGCCAACCGGAGCAGUAGUGUUAGACCUUCAAGGUCUAACGAUGGUGAUGGCGGUUUCUUAGAAAAGGUAUUUGGGAGCGUUGCAUCGGCAGGAUCAUCAACAUCAUCACCUUCAAGUUCAACCAUCACCAUCUUGUUUUCUCUUCUAAUUUUGUAUAUAAUCACCAACAAUAUUGGGCUAUUAUAACAUUGCCAUUAUUACUCAUACUACAGUAAUCUAAGAAUGAUUGCUAUAACAACAGAUGUACUAAAAGAAAAUUUUCUACUCAACAGUAUCAGUAUCAAGGAUUCUCACUUGUA